Messenger RNA from Strongylus vulgaris, 249 nucleotides. The record is from the annotation of a GenBank genome assembly. Lineage: Eukaryota; Metazoa; Nematoda; Chromadorea; Rhabditida; Strongylidae.
GAAAGUAUUGCCAUGAACGCUGCUGAGACAACUGUUUCUCCUGCGAUAGAAAUGGCGCAGCAAGACAACAUCUCUGCUGAUGUCGAACAAACUGAAAAAGAGCAUCCAGAUGACUUUUCUGGAGCUGACGCUAUUGAGACGAAAGUUCUCUCUUCUGUGAUUGAAGCAAUCGAGCAGGACAUGUUUUCUGAAAAUGUCCAUUUGAUGGCGAAGGACGGACCUAGUACGAACUUACUAUUAUUAAUAUAA